AAUCGUUACUAAAUUUGAUCCCUAUAAUCGGUUUCAAAACUUUGAUUUCUUCUCUCCUUUUACCUCCCAAUUUUGUAGAAUUGAUGCUUUUAUGAUUUCCAUUAUUCUUUAAAAAGGGUAAGCACCAAAAACCCUUUUCAAGAAUUGAAGCAGUAUGAAUUUCUGUGUAGAUGAUUCGCCGGCGGCGAAAGCUCUUGGCUCGCUUUUUAAGCUCACCGAAGUUCACUUGUGGGACGAUGGCUCAAGUGAAGUGGCGGAAUCAUCUUAUAUUCAAGAAUCCAUUAAACUUGUCAGUGAUGAUAAGGAUUGUGAGAGGAAUGAUUGUGGGAGAAAAAAUGGAUUCUGGUCGUUGUCCGAGGACGUAGAUGUAGAGCUAGCCAGACAAAUGAAUGAUUUGGGGCUUCCUCUCUCUUUCCGAGCUAAUGAACAUACAAAUUAUGGAACGACUAGAGGAAAAGGGAAGGGCUCGAGGAAGAGCAAGCAGCGGAGUCCUAUUGAGAUUGAUGAUUACAGGCUGGAUUCAACAAAAGGGACUGAGGAGGAGAGUAGGUCCCCUGCUAGUGUGCUUAAUACUUCUGAAAUGCUGGACCAAAGUGAUACGUUAAUGUUGAAGAACGAAAUUGUUGCAGAGAUAGGUUGUUUGCCUGACCUAUCUCUUGAACAGGGGGGUUCACUGAUUUCAGAUGCUUGUGCCAGCACCCUCAGCAACAAACAUGAAUACAACGGUGAAACACUGAAACUCAAAUUUGAUGCCAGUGUUGGUUGCGUUUCUGGAUUUGGUAAUGAUAUGUCGUGUGAACUGAAUACUCUGCAUCAGAAGGCCUCUUUGGUGAUGAACCACAAUGCUGAUGGAAGGUCAAAUUAUAUGAAUUCGGAGAUUAUAAAGGAUUUGGAUGUUGCUCCCAAUGCACUGUUUUCAGAACAAGCUGAUUCUGAAAUGAUUUCCGGCUCUGGAGAAUGGGUAGCAUAUUGGGAUGAUUAUCACAUGAGGACCUACUUCUACAAUGUUACGAUGCAGGAAUCGACAUGGGACCCUCCUCCGGGCAUGGAACAUCUUGUAUAUAGUAAUGUUGCUGACGAGUCUACUAGCACAGUGCCUGGGAUGUCGGAGAUGGUCAACAAUGAAAUGGAUACCGAGAUGCCUGAAGAGGUUCAAGCUUCUUGUGAUCUACAGUUGGACCACGAUUUGGCUAAAGAAUCGACGAAUGAUGCUCAUUCAUUUAGUCAGGAGUUGGAUAAUAUAUAUGCUGAUUGGGUUUCAAAUGAUGACGACUCCAGCAAAAACACUUGGAAUGACAAAAUGAAAACAAGGAAAACAAAAUCCAAGAGGAAAUUAUUCAUCACAAGUGAAGAUUAUCUAGGAGGUCCGGACGAGCUUCCCUCGAGUAUAAGCAAAUACUGGUGGCAGAGGUACCUGUUAUUCUCCAGAUUCGACAAUGGCAUUAAGAUGGAUGAAGAAGGAUGGUUCUCUGUUACACCCGAGACCUUAGCCAAACAUCACGCAGAGCGCUGUGGUCGUGGUGCAAUAGUUGAUCUUUUCACUGGAGUUGGCGGGAAUGCUAUUCAAUUUGCGCAAUGGGGUAGACAUGUGAUUGCGAUAGAUAUUGAUCCUAUUAAAAUUGACUACGCAAGACAUAAUGCAGCGGUAUAUGGAGUUGAUGAGAGAAUAGAUUUCAUUAACGGUGACUCCUUUUCUUUGGCCCCUAAAUUAAAGGCAGACACGGUCUUUUGUUCUCCACCGUGGGGAGGUCCUGAUUAUUCCAAAGUAGCGAAAUUCGACAUCAACUCUAUGCUUAAGCCUCGUGAUGGGAAAUCACUCUUCGAUGCUGGAAAACAAAUUGCUCCCAAGAUUGUCAUGUUUCUCCCGAGGAACGUUGAUAUAAACCAACUCGCAGAGUUAUCCUUGUCAGCUCUGCCUCCAUGGUCUUUGGAGGUGGAAAAGAACUACUUGAAUGGAAGAUUGAAGGCUGUCACGGCAUACUUUUGUGAUCCAUUCACAUCUAUAUAACAAGUAGUACUAAUUUAUUGGUGUAAUUCAAACUCGGGAUCUCUCAGUGUUCGUGUACCGUUUAACCAUGGGAUUUCUUCAUUAGUCAUAGUUAAGGAAAAAAUGUGUAAUAGGAGGAGUAUUGAUGUCUGGUUUGAGAUGUAAAUGUUAAGUGUUGAUGCUGCAUAAUGUUGUUGAUUUAUAAUUAUUAUUUAUAGGUAUAUAUGGUUAAAAUUAAUGUCUGUAUUUGGAUAUAGAAGCUUGCAAUUAAAAUAUUUUCUAUUUUCCUUU
This is a messenger RNA of Salvia splendens (bonfire salvia), 2278 nucleotides long. RefSeq names its product trimethylguanosine synthase-like. The coding region runs from base 155 to 2008 and encodes 617 amino acids. The record is from RefSeq and is a predicted model, not a curated record. Gene Ontology annotation, molecular function: protein binding; RNA cap trimethylguanosine synthase activity. The transcript has 10 exons. Gene Ontology annotation, biological process: 7-methylguanosine cap hypermethylation. Lineage: Eukaryota; Viridiplantae; Streptophyta; Magnoliopsida; Lamiales; Lamiaceae. Gene Ontology annotation, cellular component: nucleus.